AUGUCCUCCAAUGCGACUUCCACAGUUCCAACAUCACUCCCAUCUGUUCCAUCGCUAGAUAAUACAUUCGGAGCCGUACUGAUUGGGACGUUCCUCGGGCUCAUAGUGUAUACUGCGGACGCCUCCCUGAUGAAGUUCAUGAUAAUGUGCCUGGCACUGCUGGAUGCAGGAAACGCAGUCGUUACCAUGCAUGCUUGCUAUUACUACCUCGUCACCAAUUAUCACAAUCCAUCGGCCCUCCCCUAUGGUGUUUGCACUCCAUACACUACCAUCAAGGUAUUGUCGGUACUCAUGGUUAAUGUCGCACCCCCUACUCUCCCGUCAUCCGCUGAUCCUAUCACUUUCUCAGGCCGCAACGUUGGUCCUGUAUAUCGUUACGUUGCAGUCGUCGCUGCUAUGUGCACAUUUGGGGCUGUCGGUAUGCAUCAAACAAUCGUUGCAGUGGCCAUCUUGCUGACAAGCCUCUGUAAGGCAUUGGGGCAGGUUUGUGGAUCUCUUCUAGCACGCCACAGCUUAAGCGAUCUCACUGUAUACAAUGCAGCGAUUAGCGUACAGAGCUUCAAGUACGCUAAAUUCUCUGAGUUCAAGAACUAUACUCAUUGA
Dichomitus squalens LYAD-421 SS1 is the source of this 603-nucleotide messenger RNA. RefSeq lists its product as uncharacterized. Lineage: Eukaryota; Fungi; Basidiomycota; Agaricomycetes; Polyporales; Polyporaceae. The record is from RefSeq and is a predicted model, not a curated record. The transcript has 11 exons. Bases 1 to 603 code for a protein of 200 amino acids.